This is a messenger RNA of Dendrobium catenatum, 3486 nucleotides long. RefSeq lists its product as uncharacterized. Gene Ontology annotation, cellular component: cytoplasm. Gene Ontology annotation, biological process: signal transduction; protein phosphorylation. The transcript is spliced from 8 exons. Lineage: Eukaryota; Viridiplantae; Streptophyta; Magnoliopsida; Asparagales; Orchidaceae. The record is from RefSeq and is a predicted model, not a curated record. Gene Ontology annotation, molecular function: protein binding; ATP binding; protein kinase activity. The coding region runs from base 471 to 3464 and encodes 997 amino acids.
CACCGAGGAAAACUCUCCAAAUAGAGACGAUAUCCGCCAUAGCUGUCGCGCUAUCAGUAGGGCAUAAUCCUCAUGAUAUACCCCGCUAUUCCGUGAUUCUUUCUUCCCCCGAACUCUGAAAGGGGAGAAGGCGGAAGAAGAGGAAUUGCUCAUUCAGAUCUUCUGGCAGGUACCGCUCCUUCCAUUAAUGUCCGCAGUAGCAGAAAUAAUUGCCAUCUCUCACGCCUCUCACGCUCCUGCUUCGAAUUGCUUUACUUUGGAUCUUCCAGAGCUGAUGGGCGGCGCGCUGGUGCCGGCAUAGCUUGUAAGGCAGAGCACAAAGAUUCUCAUUGUUGGGGGAAAACAAAAAAAAAAUACCUUGGUAUAGUUCGGGUAUGAUGUUGUAUGCGAGAUUCUGAUCCUUGUCAAGAGGUCCAUUUGGAGAGAAGCAUCCAUGGCUUCCACUGCCGCGGUUCUCUGAUUUGAUCCCCAUGUGCAAUUUAGGAGUUGUGGGAUUCCCUAUUCCUAAAGAAUUCCUUUGCUUCUCUGCGGCUGCAGCUGGUACGAUGGACUCCCCCGCUCUUCCCUCUCCUGGUUCAGGCGAUGAGCGCGGCCCGCGCGCCAAGUUUCUCUGCAGUUUCGGCGGCAGUAUACUCCCUCGCCCGCUUGAUGGGAAGCUCCGUUACGUCGGCGGUGAGACCCGAAUAGUUACCGUGCCCCAUGACGUGUCGUACGAGGAUCUCUUGGCUCGGAUGCGUGAGAUCUUUGAAGAUACAUCGGUGAUAAAGUACCAGCAGCCGGAGGAGGACCUUGACGCCUUAGUCUCUGUGGUGAAUGAUGAUGAUGUGAUGAACAUGAUGGAAGAGUACGAGAAGCUCAGCACUAUCGGAGAUGGAUUUACUCGCCUCAGAAUCUUUCUCUUUUCUCAGUUUCCCGACGCAGACGAAGCUAUAGCCGUCGCCCAUUUUGAUGCUGAUGAGAGGGAGACGGAGAGGAGAUAUGUGGAUGCCCUCAAUAGCUUGACAGAUGUCAAAUCUCAAUCGCCAAUGGAUUUUGCCGAUCAGUUCUUGAGCCAUCGCCCCCUCCACUCCAAUGUUCCUCAACCUGCGCAUGGGCAGAAAUACGGGGAAGCAGAUAAUCCGUGGAGCCCUGCAUACUUCUCUCCUGGAUAUCAUGGCGCCCAGGAACUCAGAGAAUACCCCGGCUCACCGUCAUCUGUAAGAUGCCGUAACUUUGGAAUCGGAGACUUCCCUGAUCAAAGCUCAAUCCAAAUCGAGCAUCAGUCAACUCCAGCAAUGGAGAAUGUGAUCUGGCUGCCCCCUGGAGCCAUUAUUCAAGAGAAAUCUGGCUUUCCUAUUCAUCUAGGUUAUCACCACAACGCCUAUGAGGGAAAUGCCAUGUGUGAGCAUAGCCACAUGACUUUUAAGAGAGGGCAAACUCCCAUGCCAAAUUCUCGUUUUAAGCACGGGCAGCAUUACUUCGACCUAGCUAAUGCAUGUGCCGAGUGCUACCAUGGUAGAGACCCUUAUAUUUUAAACCAGGACAGGAGAAUGGAACAUGGAGUAUUUAUAGAGGACUCUCAAAGGCAUGAUGGGAGCUGGAUUCUUCACCCCCAUCACAAUAACAUGAGGAUGGAUGAUUCACGAGUUCAUUUACCCAAACCUGGAAGAGGAGGAGAGCACUAUGCUGUUGAUGCGAAAGCUGUUAAUUCUCCUUAUGUGCAUGGAAAUUUUUGUGAGGGAAAUGAAGUGUAUCAGGCUCAACAAACAGAUAGAGCUAUUCCUCAAAUGCAUACUGAUGGUUUUGAAGACAAUGGAGUCCACUAUGGGAACCAACCUUCUGUGUAUGGAGAGGAUAGCUUCUACCAGUUUCAGCAUAAUUUGCCUCCUCUUCAUCUACGGAGAAAAGUGCAAGUUCCUUUAGGUCCUGGAACAUCAUAUGAGUUGCCAGGAUUGCUGGUGUCAAAUGGUGCAAUGGCCUCGGGCCCUGUACAUGGUUAUCAGGAUGGAAGCCCUAAGCUUGCAGGUCUUGGGAUGGAUGUUAAAGCUCAGAGUCCUUGGGCUACACGAAAUGAACAUUUCUCGCAGAAAACUGCUGCAUCAGCUUCUCAUAAUGAGCAUGAUCUGAGAGCAAAUAGUAAUGCAUGUCCCAUUGAUACCACUUCUGAAAAUCCAUGCCGAACAAUUUUGGUUCCAUUAAUGCCUAAUGGAAACCAAUUUACACCCAGUUGUGCGCCAAAAUAUGGUGCACCUGAGGGUGCAAGAAUUCUGGAGAAAAAUGGAGCUUUGGCAAAGCGUACUGAGGAGAGUUCUGAAACUACCAAAGUUGCCAACUCUGAUGCUAAGGAUACUGUUGAAAAUGCUGAUAUCCGAGUGGAAAAUUUGGAAAUAUUACCUGAGUUGAUUGCUUCUGCCAAGAAAGUGGCAUUAGAAGGUGCUGAAGUGGUGAAGGCUGUGGCUGAAAGAGACACUGCUAAUGUUUUGAAUGUUGAAAAUGCUGAGGAACCUCCCUCCAGUGUGCUAGAGCAAGGGAAUGCUCAUGCUGAAGGGGAGGUUGAAUCUGAUGGAGAUGAUGAGAACAAGAGUUUUCCAAGGAUUGAACCUACAACAGCUGAAACUGAAGCCUUGGCUAAAGGGUUGCAGACUAUUCAAAAUGAUGACUUGGAAGAAAUCAAAGAGUUGGGUUCAGGCACCUACGGGGCUGUGUACCAUAGCAAAUGGAGAGGUUCUGAUGUUGCUGUAAAAAGAAUAAAAGCUAGCUGUUUUGCUGGGAAGCCAUCUGAACGAGAACGUUUGAUUGCUGACUUCUGGAAGGAAGCUUUGAUACUCAGCUCACUACAUCAUCCUAAUGUUGUAUCAUUUUAUGGUGUGGUUCGUGAUGGUCCUGAUGGAAGUCUAGCUACAGUUACAGAGUUCAUGGUCAAUGGCUCUCUUAAACAGUUUCUUCAAAAGAAAGACAGAACCAUUGAUCGGCGUAAAAGACUAAUCAUAGCCAUGGAUGUUGCAUUUGGUAUGGAAUAUUUGCAUGAAAAGAAUAUUGUUCAUUUUGAUCUGAAGUGUGAAAAUUUAUUGGUGAACAUGAGGGAUCCACAUCGGCCUAUUUGUAAGAUUGGUGAUUUGGGGCUAUCAAAGGUGAAGCAACAUACUUUGGUGUCUGGAGGUGUUCGAGGAACUUUACCAUGGAUGGCGCCGGAACUUCUAAGCGGAAAGACUAGUAUGGUGUCUGAAAAGAUUGAUGUUUAUUCGUUUGGUAUAGUCAUGUGGGAGCUGCUCACUGGUCAAGAGCCUUACUCAGAUAGGCAUUGUGCGUCUAUAAUCGGAGGAAUUGUGAACUGUACACUACGUCCUGAGAUCCCUAAUUGGUGUGAUCCUGAAUGGAAAUCUUUGAUGGAAAUCUGCUGGUCUUCUGAUCCGACACAGCGGCCGUCCUUCUCCGAAAUCUCACAGAGGUUGAGGAAAAUGGCAGCUGCCAUUAACGUGAAGUGAACAGGCCCUCCACUGUGCACUU